This is a messenger RNA of Haemonchus placei, 240 nucleotides long. The record is from the annotation of a GenBank genome assembly. NCBI's taxonomy places the organism in Eukaryota, Metazoa, Nematoda, Chromadorea, Rhabditida, Trichostrongylidae.
AUGGAAAGCCCUGACCUUCAUCGCUUUGGUGACAGUCCUCGAAGUGGAUCAUUCAAUCAGAGCGAGUUAUACGACGACUUAAUCAUAGACGAGAUUCUGUCGCUUGAAGACGAGCAGAGGAGGACCAGCGGAAAGACUCAGCCUGUGAGUGAUUUCCCUUGGUUUCUCUUGCUGCAUUAUUUGUCAUUUCGUUUCAUGUUCGCCUUUCUGUUUUAUCUUUUAAUUCCCUUGAUUCAUUGA